Carassius carassius (crucian carp) is the source of this 1808-nucleotide messenger RNA. It is a transcript of the gene ahcyl2a, whose product is annotated as adenosylhomocysteinase like 2a. Lineage: Eukaryota; Metazoa; Chordata; Actinopteri; Cypriniformes; Cyprinidae. Gene Ontology annotation, cellular component: cytosol. The transcript is spliced from 16 exons. Gene Ontology annotation, biological process: L-methionine cycle. The coding region runs from base 261 to 1808 and encodes 515 amino acids. The record is from RefSeq and is a predicted model, not a curated record.
GGGCCAGAAUUAAUAAAUGACUUGUGGGAACUUUUGCGACCUCACAGACUUUAAUCAUUGUCAAAUCACGUAAGCGGACAGAGGACUCUGGAUAUAUUGUAUAGGCUUUGGUCUCACAGUGUAGGAUUUCAUCUGACAGUGGACCCAUGCUUCUCUAGCCCGCUCAUUUAACAUCAUGGCACGACAAUUACUGUUGUGGUUCAGCCUUUAAAUGCUUACGUGGGAGUUGUUCUACGCAUUUCUCAAGAGGAUCCGACACCAUGAGGAAAGUCUACAGCCUGGUUAGUCUCUCUAAAAACAGGGAAUCAAAAGAUGCUGUGAUAUCGCUUAACAUCAAGCAAAUCCAGUAUCCUGAGCAAACGCGAGAAUUCGACAGUCGAUUAACAAAGACGGGACGCCGCUCCCUGUCCCACUCCAUUUCUCAUUCCUCUACAGACAGCAACAGCUCAGGGGGCUCAGAUGCAGAAAGUCCAGAAGAUGAGGUCUCUCCUCGAGACGUGCAACAGAUCAACUCUAAAGGGAGCAGGGACUUCUGCAUCAAAAACAUCAAACUGGCAGACUUUGGCCGUCGAGAGAUAGAACUUGCCGAGGAUGAGAUGACUGCACUAAUGGCCUUGAGAAAAGCUGCCCAGGGUGAGAAACCAUUGUCAGGAGCUAAAAUAGUGGGAUGCACCCACGUCACGGCCCAGACAGCUGUGCUGUUUGAGACUCUGGGGGUAUUAGGGGCUCAGUGUAGGUGGGCAGCCUGCAAUAUUUACUCCACUCAGGAUGAAGUGGCUGCUGCUUUAGCAGAGCAAGAUUUUCCAGUGUUUGCAUGGAAGGGAGAAUCUGAGGAUGACUUCUGGUGGUGUAUUGAUCGCUGUGUGAAUGUAGACGGCUGGGAGCCAAACAUGAUCCUCGAUGACGGAGGAGAUAUGACACAUUGGAUUUACAAGAAAUAUCCUCACCUCUUCAAGAAAGUCAAGGGUAUUGUUGAAGAAAGUAUCACAGGCAUUCACAGACUUCAUCACCUCUCUAAAGCUGGAAAACUAUGUGUGCCAGCCAUAAAUGUGAACGACUCGGUCACUAAACAAAAGUUUGACAAUCUCUACUGCUGCAGGGAGUCCAUUCUGGAUAGUCUGAAAAAGACCGCUGAUAUCAUGUUUGGGGGAAAGCAGGUGGCUGUAUGUGGAUAUGGAGAGGUGGGAAAAGGUUGUUCUGCAGCUCUGAAAGCGAUGGGAUCUGUGGUGUAUGUAACCGAAAUCGACCCCAUCUGUGCUCUACAAGCAUGCAUGGAUGGCUUUCGAUUGAACAAACUAGGUGAUGUUGUGAGACAAGUGGACAUGGUCAUCACCUGCACAGGUAACAAAAACGUUGUUGUGCGGGAACACAUGGACCUCAUGAAGAAUGGCUGCGUUGUCUGCAACAUGGGACGCUCUAAUACAGAAAUCGAUAUUAGCAGUCUAAGAACCCCAGAGUUAGUAUGGCAGCAUGUGAGAGCGCAAGUGGAUCACAUUAUUUGGCCUGAUGGCAGGAGAAUAGUCCUCCUUGCAGAGGGCCGUGUGCUUAAUCUAAGCUCCUCCACUGUACCCAUAUACGUGCUUUCCAUCACAGCCACCACACAGGCUUUGGCAUUGAUCGAGCUCUUUAAUGCCCCGGAGGGCCGUUACAAGCAAGACGUCUAUCUCCUUCCAAAGAAACUGGAUGAGUAUGUUGCAAGCCUGCACCUGCUUACUUUUGACGCACACCUGACUGAGCUCACCGAUGAACAAGCCAAAUACAUGGGCUUGAGUAAAUAUGGCCCCUUCAAACCCAGUUACUACAGGUGA